AUGUCAUAUAAUCCAGAAGUUUGGACUAUAUCUUCUAAUGAAGCUUUGAAAGUCUCAAUUGCCGAUGAUCAGGGCUAUGUUUCCUUCCCACCUUUAUUCACAUAUCCAAUAUUUGGUGAUUCUGAACAAAUAUUUGGGUAUAAAGAUUUGAAAAUUGAUUUGGUUUUCGACAGUAUUACGUUCUUACCAUUCCUUAAAGUCAGCUAUAAAGAGAAAUUAAAUGAUGAAGUUGAUGAUAUAACUGCAAAGCUAUUAGAAUUCUUACCAAAAUCUACUAUUGUUGAUGAUGAAGUUAAAUGGGUCGACGCUUUCAAAAAGGAACAAGAAGAAUUGCUUGAUUUUAAUAAAGAAUUUGAAUUGAUAAACACUUAUAAUGUCAAAAAUGAAGAGUUUUCUAUCUUUAAAACAAGUUUCCAAACUUCGGAGGGGGAAAAAACUAAAGCUGUUGAUUUGAUGAAGAGAUUACAAAUCUUUGUGUUAUUAUUUAUUGAAGCAGGUUCAUAUAUUGAUACAUCUGAUGAAUUAUGGGAUCUAUUCAUCUUGGUUUCCAAUAAAACAAAGAAAAUUUUAGGGUUCAGUACUGCUUAUUCAUAUUUCAAAUAUAAUGGAGCAAUUGAAUUUGAUUCUAAUCCAAAUGUGAAAAAGAGAAACAAAAUUUCACAAUUUGUUGUCCUACCACCAUAUCAAAAGACUCAACAUGGUUCAUCAUUAUACAACUCCAUAAUUUCAUACUGGAAUGGUAAUGAACUAGUAGAGGAAAUUACUGUUGAAGAUCCUAAUGAAAAAUUCGAUGAUUUGAGAUAUAGAAAUGAUUUCAAAAGAUUGUUUGAAGAAGGUUUCAUAAAUCAAUUACCGAAGAAUUUGAAAACAAUUGAUAAUAAAUGGUUCAUCACAAAUGCUAAUAAAUUCAAAAUUGAACUAAAUCAAUUCAAAAAAUUAGUGGAGAUUGGAUAUUUAUAUACAGAAAACAUCAAAUUAGCAAGAUUGUUGAUUAAAAAGAGACUAUACGAAAAAAACAGAGACGGGUUAGUUGAAUUGGAAUUGGCAAUCCGUAAUGACAAGCUACAAACAGCAUAUGAAAGCAUCAAGCAAGAAUAUGAUCGUUUAAUAGACUCAAUGCGUGUCCGUGCUGUCAAUGACAUCGGCUCUUCAAAGAAACAAAAAGUAUAA
Hansenula anomala is the source of this 1170-nucleotide messenger RNA. Its product is annotated as histone acetyltransferase type B catalytic subunit. The record is from RefSeq and is a predicted model, not a curated record. Lineage: Eukaryota; Fungi; Ascomycota; Saccharomycetes; Phaffomycetales; Wickerhamomycetaceae. Gene Ontology annotation, cellular component: nucleus. Bases 1 to 1170 code for a protein of 389 amino acids. Gene Ontology annotation, molecular function: histone binding; histone H4 acetyltransferase activity. The transcript has a single exon. Gene Ontology annotation, biological process: subtelomeric heterochromatin formation.